Oenanthe melanoleuca is the source of this 6516-nucleotide messenger RNA. RefSeq names its product microtubule crosslinking factor 1 (gene MTCL1). The record is from RefSeq and is a predicted model, not a curated record. Gene Ontology annotation, molecular function: microtubule binding. Bases 521 to 5488 code for a protein of 1655 amino acids. Gene Ontology annotation, cellular component: midbody; spindle pole; apicolateral plasma membrane. Gene Ontology annotation, biological process: regulation of autophagy; microtubule bundle formation; establishment or maintenance of epithelial cell apical/basal polarity. The transcript is spliced from 16 exons. Lineage: Eukaryota; Metazoa; Chordata; Aves; Passeriformes; Muscicapidae.
CGGGCCGGAGCCGGGGCCCGGCGGCCGGGGCGGGGGGCGGCAGCCCGGCGGGGAGGCGGCCCCGCCGCCCGGCAAGGGCAGGAAGGCGAAGCGGGGAGCCGCGGCGGGCAGCGGCCAUGCGGCGGCGGCGCUGGCCCGCGUCGGCCACACGGACAGCAGCUCCGACCUCUCCGACUGCCCCUCCGAGCCGCUCUCCGACGAGCAGCGCCUGGCCCCGGCCGCCAGCAGCGACGCCGAGUCCGGCACCGGCUCCAGCGACCGCGAGCGGGAGCCGCCCUCCGCUCAUCCCGCCGCUCAUCCCGCCGCUCAUCCCGCCGCUCAUCCCGCCGGCCCCGGGCGCGGAGCUCCGGCGGCCCCCGGCUCCCGCGGGGAUGCGCCGCCCGCGGCCCCGGGCGGGGGGCGAGCCCCGAGCCGCGGGGAGCCGCCGCCGGCCGCCCCGGAGGAGCUGCAGCGGGAGGUGGAGGAGCUGCGCUCGGAGAACGAGUACCUCAAGGAUGAGCUGGAUGAACUUCGGGCUGAAAUGGAAGAAAUGCGUGACAGCUAUUUAGAGGAAGAUGUUUACCAGCUGCAGGAGCUCCGGCGAGAGCUGGACCGGGCAAACAAGAAUUGCCGCAUUCUGCAAUAUCGUCUCAGGAAAGCUGAACAGAAAAGCUUGAAAGUUGCACAAACAGGCCAUGUGGAUGGAGAGCUCAUUAGGAGCCUGGAACAAGAUUUAAAGGUAGCCAAAGAUGUUUCUGUCAGACUGCACCAUGAGCUGGAGAGUGUGGAGGAGAAACGAGUUAAAGCAGAAGAUGAAAACGAAGUCCUUCGGCAGCAAAUCAUUGAGGUGGAAGUAUCCAAGCAGACUCUGCAAAAUGAGCUGGACAAGUUAAAAGAGAGUUCCCUGAAGAGAAGAGGCAGCAGAGAAAUCCACAAAGAAAAAAAGACAUUUACCCAGCAGAAUUGCAAAACGGAGCUUCUUGGAAAAUACCAGGCACCAGGCAAAACACAAAGGAAAGUGGUUCUCCAGCGCAAGGAGGACAGUGCUGAUUUGAAGUGCCAGCUCCAGUUUGCCAAAGAGGAGGCAGCGCUGAUGCGUAAGAAGAUGGCCAAACUGGGGAGGGAGAAGGACGAGCUGGAGCAGGAGCUCCAGAAGUACAAGUCCAUCUACGGAGAUGUGGACAGCCCCCUGCCCACCGGGGAAGCAGGGGGCCCACCCAGCACCAGGGAGGCUGAGCUGAAGCUUCGUUUGAAGCUGGUGGAGGAGGAAGCCAACAUACUGGGCAGGAAAAUAGUGGAACUGGAGGUGGAGAACAGGGGGAUUAAAGCUGAGAUGGAGGAUAUGAGGUGCCAGUACGAAAAAGAGUGUCUCAGCAGGGACCACAUUUCAAGCAUUCCUACCUCGCCCUACGGAGACUCUGUGGAGUCGGCCACAGAGCUACGCAGGCACCUGCAGUUUGUGGAAGAGGAAGCAGAGCUGCUGAGGAGGUCAAUCUCUGAAAUUGAGGAUCACAACAAGCAGCUAACGAACGAGCUGAGCAAAUUCAAGUUCGAGCCGGGCCAGGAGCCUGGCUGGUUGGAUGACGCGGCAUCCAAGGGUGGUGGGACCUUGCAAGAGGAGCUGAAGUCAGCCAGGUCACAAAUCAACGAGCUGAGUGGGAAAGUGAUGAAGCUGCAGUACGAGAACAGGGUCCUGAUGUCCAACGUCCAGCGCUAUGACCUUGCCUCUCACCUGGGCCUGCGCACGUCCAGCCCCAGGGACAGCGAUGCCGACAGCGAUGCUGGAAGGAAGGAGAGUGACAGCGAGGAUGGUCGCCCGCCACAGCCAAAGAGAGAGGGGCCCAUUGGGGGUGAGAGCGACUCCGAGGAAGUGUACGAGAAGACGUCGGGUUUUGGGAGCGGGAAGCCAUCGGAAGUCAGCGACCUGUGCUCCACCGAGCUCAUGAGAGUGAAAGAGGACACGGAGUCCUUGAUUAACAUCAAACGUGAGGCCGAGCGACUUGAAAGGACAGUGGAGCGCCUCAUCACCGACACGGACAGCUUGAUUUACGAUGCAAAGGUGCACAUAACCAGCAGCCUGUCCGCCGAGCAGGAUUUCAGGAGUGCUGAGGAAAGGGGAGAAGAUAAGCAUGAACCAGAGCUUCUGGACACUGUCAACUCCAGGAUGAAAGCUUUCCGGAAGGAGCUUCAGACCUUCCUGGAAAAGGUUGAUCACAUUGGAGAGGGCCUUAAGGAGCAGAUGGAGGACCUCUCCCCUCUUCCCCAUCUCACAGAGUCUUCCAGUUUCCUAUCCACAAUGACGUCCAUGUCCCGAGACUCCCCCAUUGGUAACCUGGGGAAGGAAUUAAUCACUGACUUCCAGUCCAAACUGAGGGAUCAGAUGGAGUGGCAGCUCAAACAAGACCGUGGAGAGGAGCAAGAGAUUCGCCACCAGCGAGCCACCACCGACCCACACCGCAGAGCUGAUGGAGACAUUAAACUCUACAGGCCAGGAGACAAGGGCUGUUUCAGUCUAGAGAAUGUAUCGAUACAGGAGCUUCAGGCUCAGCUUGAGCAGGAGACAAGACUUCACCGAGAGGAGCAAGAAAAGUUUACAGAAAGGAUCAUCCAGCUGGAGGAGGAGCACAUGCAGACCCUGCGGAGAAAAGACUUGGAAGUGCAGAGCUUGACUUUGCAGAACAAACUGGAGGAGAAGACCUGGAGUCAGGAGAAAACUCUGCUGCAGCAGGAACUCAGGCAUUUCAAGCAGGACACCUUCCUCCUGUAUGUCAAACUGAAGUGGCUGCUGAAACACUGGCGGCAAGGCAAGCGAAUGGAGGAGGAAGGGGAGGACACAUUAGAGAUCGAGCACCCUGAGGCCCUCCCAGACUAUGGCAUUCAGUCUGAGCAGAAGACAAACAGUGCAGAGAGAGAGGAGGAGGAAGAGGAUGUUGUGUUUGCACUGGCAGACUUCUCCCAGCAUCCCACCACGGAGAGCACUGAUCAUGGACCACAGCUGCAGACUGCAGAAUUACUGCAGCAGCAGAAGCAGGCGGGUGAGAGCAGGAGGCUGCUGAAGGCUCUGAAGGGUUUGCUGGACGAGUUCCGCGCGGAGCUGCGGGACGAGGAGCGGGAGCGCCAGGGGCUCCAGCAGCAGUACGCCCUGCACAGGGCAGCCUGGGAGGUGGAAAUGACCGAGCUCAAGUGCCGCCUCCAGCAGCUGGAAGGGAAGAGUGAGAACAACUCUGGAGAAACAGGUCUCAGUUUGGAUGCAAAGGGAGCUUUUAAAAGGGAGAGAGAGGAGCACAAGAAGCUUCUGGCUGACAGUCACAGUGUGGUGAUGGACCUCCGCUGGCAAAUCCAGCACAGUGAGAAGAACUGGAACCGGGAGAAGGUGGAGCUCUUGGACAGGCUCGAUAGAGACCGGCAGGAGUGGGACCGCCAAAAGAAGGAGCUGCUCAGGAGGAUAGAGCAGCUCCAGAGGGAAGGCAGCCCGCGGAGAGGCGAGCAGGGCCCCCUCCGCCCGCCGCGCCCCGCGGGCUCCCGCUCCUACUCCGACUCCGACACCGGCCAGCUCGACGGGCGGGCGCUGGCCAAGCUGAAGGAGAGCGACCGCUGCAGCGGCACGGAAAACCUCUUCCUGGAAUCGCUGUCCCUCGACUCCCGCCACGAGCCUGGGGAGCACCGCCCUCGGCAGCUGGAGCGGGACAAGCUCCUGACCGCGCUAGCAGAAGAGGAAGAAACACACAAAGGAAGUCUUCAAAGGGCAAUGUCUGUUUCUUCCAUGUCCGAAUUUCAGCGCCUCAUGGAUAUAUCUCCAUUUCUACCAGAAAAAAAUUUGCCUUCAUCUGGCAGCAAAGAUGAUAUAACCCCUCCCUUGUCUCCUGAUGAUCUGAAAUACAUUGAGGAGUUCAACAAAAACUGGGAUUACAAUAACACUAGGAGCCAUGGUGGGGCAACUGAGAAGCCUGCAGAGGGCUGGGCAGAAAGGACAGAGAUUGGAAAAGCCGGGAAUGAUCCUGCUUCAGAUCCAUUCCAGGCAUCCUCAUGGUACCUCACCACCAGUGUCACUAUGACCACCAACACCAUGAGCAGCCCGGAGCACUGCCAGAAGCAGCCGACGAGGAGUCACAGUGUCACUGACAAAAUGGGAGUUCGGGUGUUUCACAGCCCACCUGUUGUCCGUAGGUUUGAGAACUCGGUGAUAGCUGGCAGUGAAGGGAAAAGCCAGGCUGAGCCAGACUUCCUGUUUUCUGUGACCAAAGCUAUGGGGAACGUCACUGAGACAAAAGGUGCUUCCUCAGAUAUGUUUGGAAGGUGGUCCUGCGACCUGGCCAAACAUCAUAAAGAUUUCCUGGAGAACGGCCUUCAUCCCAUUGAACGUCCUAUUUGCACUACUGUGGGCUUUGCCUCACCCUUGCACAGCCUGGAGAUGUCCAAGAACAUGAGCGAUGACAUGAAGGAGGUGGCUUUCUCUGUCCGGAACGCGAUCCGCUCCAAUUCCACCGAGCCCCAGUUCAAGGACACGGCGUGCCAAACCAACGGCGUGCGGACCACAGGGACGCAGACCACGCAGACCAUCAGCGUGGGCUUGCAGACAGAAACCCUGCGCAGCAUCACCAGCAGUCCACACAAGUGUCUGACGCCAAAGGGGGGGUCCACGCCCGUCUCUUCGCCAUCCAGGAGCCUGAGAAGCAGGCAGGUGACCCCCGUCAUCGAGAAGGUCCAGGCUAAGUUUGAACGCACGUGCUGCUCCCCCAAAUACGGCUCCCCAAAGCUGCAAAGGAAAGCCCUUCCCAAAUCAGACCAGCCAAAUAACCGGGCUUUGCCCGGCACGCCUCAGAAAGGGUUCAGCGAGUCCGCCUGGGCUCGAUCCACUACCACACGGGAGAGUCCUGUCCACACCACUAUCAACGACGGCCUGUCCAGUUUGUUCAACAUCAUUGACCACAGCCCCAUCUUCCACGAGACCUUCCAAAAAUGCCCCAGGUCUGGCAGCAGGUCCAGGUCAGCAGAACCCAGAGCAGAGCUGGGCACGUUGCAGGAGCCGUGUACAAAUGCCCGUGGCAGAUCACCCAGUCCUCUCCGGCUGGGGACUGAGACACAAAAGGAAGAAGGAACUGAGGUGACAAGUAUUAGGCAGGACUUAUCUGCUCCUCCAGGGUACACACUCGCAGAAAAUGCUGCCAGGAUCUUGAAUAAGAAACUUUUGGAGCAUGCCUUAAAGGAAGAGAGAAGGCGAUCUUCGCACAGCCCACCAAAUCUUAGCAAUGACAACAGCACAGGAGAAAUUGUCAAAGUAGAUCCAGGGUCCAUAGAGGAACUGCCUUGUUCUGCACUAGCCCCGUCCCUCCAGCCCUGCUUCUCCCGGCCAGAGAGACCAGCGAAGCGGCGCCCACCGUCACGAUGGGCCUCACAUUCCCCUACUGCCUCACAGUCACAGUCCACCGGAGAGCUGACGCCCUCGGAGGAGCGAGGAAGCACGGAGCUGCUGGCAGACAGCCCCAGCCAGGGAGGGGAGCCGGCCUGACCCCGCACGGGAGCAGGGCUGGCCACCGCUCGCCCCCGCCAGGUCGCCCGCCAGCCGUCUCUGCCACCAAGGAGAGGUCCACGAAUGUUCUCAGACACAGCUGCUGAAUGUCCGACCUGCGAAACAGAGGUGUUUCUAGAAUGAAACAGUUUAUGUGCCUGGAAUAACUUAAUUUUUUUCAUAGCUGAGAAAACUAUUUUUGUCUCCAUCUUUUCUACAUACAAUAUAUUAACAAAAAACGAACAAAAAAAAAAUAAAAGGGUUAAAAUGAUAUAAAGUAAGAUUUAAAAUAAAAUGUAAAUUAAGUUUUAAGGGAAUUUGAAUACGUGCUCGCGCUCUCUCCAAAUACUGACUGCCUUUUGGUUAUAUUUGCACUGUUACGUUUUCAGUUUUGGUUUUGGGUAUUUUGGGUUGGUUUUUUUUUAAAUUUCAUGUAAAACUAGGGUCUUAAGUUAAUUUUAUUCUAUUUUAAUGUCAGUGUUAUCGGUUUUUAAAGGUAAGGUUCUUAAAGAUGCUUCAACUCUCUGAAGCGAUACCUUUUAAGUAGUGAAGAAAGCCAUUAAGCUCGUUCACUAGACUUGUAAUUAAUUGAGAUGGAGGGGAAUACAGGUAAACACAAGUAAAUGUGUAAAAAAAAAGAAAAGAAUGCCUCAGAAAGUCUUACAGAGUUAGCUGUAAAAUACACCUACAAUACUUGACUUGCAUGCCUCUGGGUCCUCGCACUUUAGUGCAUGUACAUACUGCUACUGUACCAUCACAUAAAUGUGAGUCAAUCUGUUUCACUGUAAUAUUGUUGUGAAUUUACCUGUACUGUACUUUUAUUGUUGGUAUUCUUGCACUGAGUAUACAAAAAAAGAGUUUUUAAAUUAUUGUUAGCAGUUCAACUGGCUAUGUACAGUGUUUACUGAGAACUUCCUUCGUUUUGGAAAAACCAUGGAAAUCUCUGGGCAUACUAAAUUGUAACUGGUCUUGUUUAAGAGUCUGUUGGAGACCAUGUGAAGUGGAAAUAAAACCCUCAGUAUUUACAA